Messenger RNA from Penicillium soppii, 1818 nucleotides. It is a transcript of the gene atg15, whose product is annotated as triglyceride lipase ATG15. Bases 1 to 1818 code for a protein of 605 amino acids. The transcript is spliced from 2 exons. Lineage: Eukaryota; Fungi; Ascomycota; Eurotiomycetes; Eurotiales; Aspergillaceae. Gene Ontology annotation, biological process: neutral lipid catabolic process; macroautophagy; piecemeal microautophagy of the nucleus. Gene Ontology annotation, molecular function: glycerophospholipase activity. The record is from RefSeq and is a predicted model, not a curated record.
AUGUCCCGAACAAGUUCAUGGUGUGAACUUAUUGUUCAUAGCCUUUUCUUAUCAACUGCCAUACUGUCAGGGGUUGUCUCUGCUUCGGCCUACAACUUACCCCAACAAGUUCCCAUCAUCCCGCCACAGGUACCCUUGAACGGGCCGGAAGCUACACUAGAUACUCAUGAGUUUUCCUUACGUCACAUCUUUCACCGAGCUACCUAUGAAGAAACCGACUUCCAUGCGAGGCUCGACAUUCAGCCAGACACUCGCCUCCGAGCUAUAUCUGAAGAUGGCUACGAAACAGAAUAUAUUGCAUCGGAGUCACCUCUACUCGCUUCAUCUAGUCCUUUGACAAUACAGCGAUUAGCUGAUCGACGACUUCCCGUGAUUGAAGCACACUUAGCAGCCGCGCGGACUUCGGGCUCUGCAACUGCCUUAUCUCCACCUGAAUGGGUCAUGGACACUUUAACAGGACCGAACAUCACGGAUAAACAGACAAUUUUGACUUUUGCCCAAAUGACCGCCAACGACUACAUUCAAGAACCUGGAACAGGAGAGUGGCACACCAUCCAUGGACAAUUUAACUAUUCGGGAAGCUUUGGAUGGCAGAAAGAUGGACUCAGAGGACAUAUCUACUCGGAUAAGACCAACAACACUGUUAUCAUUUCCUUGAAGGGUACUUCGCCCGCGCUCUUCGACGGCGCUGGUACCACCACCAACGACAAAGUCAACGACAAUCUGUUUUUUAGUUGUUGCUGUGGCCAAGGAGGCUCGUAUUUAUGGAGGCAAUCAUGCGAUUGUCAGAGUACGACGUUCACCGCAAAUCUAACCUGCAUUGUCGAGUCUAUGACGGAUGAAAACCGCUACUAUCGACAAGCCAUCGAUCUUUACUCCAACGUCACUGAUAUCUAUCCGGACGCAAAUAUCUGGAUGACUGGCCAUUCUUUGGGCGGUGCAAUGACCAGCCUGGUUGGGUUGACAUUUGGAUUGCCCGUGGUCACUUUUGAGGCCGUUCCGGAAGCAUUACCUGCUGCUCGGCUUGGUCUGCCGAGUCCGCCUGGACUUGACCCACGACUCCCGCAGUCGCGACAAUACACCGGAGCCUACCAUUUUGGACAUACGGCGGAUCCAAUCUACAUGGGAACCUGCAAUGGAAUCAACUCGAUCUGCACAUGGGGCGGUUACGCCAUGGAGUCGGCAUGCCACACUGGUCAGGUGUGUACAUACGACACUGUAGCAGACAAGGGCUGGCGUGUCGGUCUUGGUACUCACAAGAUUGAGAACGUGAUAUCUGACGUCAUCUUGAAAUACGACACGGUCCCAUCCUGUAUCGCAGAGGAAGAAUGUUAUGACUGCGAGCUGUGGAAAUUCUUCCGAAGCAAUGGAUCUGAGAUCACAACGACGACCUCUACGACGACCACCACCUCUCUCACUAGGACAUCUACUUGCAAAACUCCCGGGUGGUGGGGCUGUCUGGAUGAAAGUACCACCGCCACAACUAUCACGACAUCCCCAACAAGCACAGCUACUACCACAACAUGCAAGACUCCUGGUUGGUUCGGAUGCAAUGACCCCACCACCACGACAGCUGCCCCAGCACCAACGAUGACGACCAAUCUACCCACCGUGACUGCAACAACCAGCUGCCACGACCCAGGGUGGUUUGGUUGUCGUGAUGCCACAAGUACAGUACCGUCGACCACGGCCGGCUCUGUUUCGACGCCUACUUCCGCGACCUGUCUUACUCCUGGCCUAAUGUGGGGAUGCCGUGAUCAGUCGACUAGCACUCCCAUUAUUACCUCGGCGCCCACAGCCACUAACUCAAGCAUCUAA